Messenger RNA from Lampris incognitus (smalleye Pacific opah), 1625 nucleotides. RefSeq names its product coagulation factor II (thrombin) receptor-like 1, tandem duplicate 2 (gene f2rl1.2). Bases 1 to 1005 code for a protein of 334 amino acids. Gene Ontology annotation, cellular component: membrane. The transcript is spliced from 2 exons. NCBI's taxonomy places the organism in Eukaryota, Metazoa, Chordata, Actinopteri, Lampriformes, Lampridae. Gene Ontology annotation, biological process: positive regulation of Rho protein signal transduction; thrombin-activated receptor signaling pathway; phospholipase C-activating G protein-coupled receptor signaling pathway. The record is from RefSeq and is a predicted model, not a curated record. Gene Ontology annotation, molecular function: thrombin-activated receptor activity.
AUGGCACAGGGAGAGCCACCGCUGAUCUACGUCAGCAUGUUUGCUGUGGGGCUUCCUUCCAAUGCCACGGCCCUGUGGGUAUUUCUCUUCAGAACCAUGAUGAAGAACCCUCACCCUGCGUCCAUCUACAUGGCCAACCUGGCUCUGUCCGACGUGCUUUUCGUCAUCUGGACCCCUCUGAAGAUCGCCUACCACUUUAACGGCAACAACUGGAUCUACGGGGAGGGCAUGUGCAAGGUCCUGGUGGGCUUCUUCUACGGCAACAUGUACUGCUCGGUUCUUUUCAUCGCCUGCCUCAGUGUGCAGCGGUACUGGGUCGUAGCGCACCCGCUGUCCCUGCAGAGGAAGAACAACAAAGUGGCCGUUGCUGUCUCCCUGUCCAUCUGGGCCUUCAUCUGGCUCACCACCACCCCGUUGUACCUGUACAAGCAGACGGCCAACGUCCGAGACCCCAACAUCACCACCUGCCACGACGUCAACGUCAUCCGGUACAUAGACGACCCGUUUCCUGACGUGCGGCUCCCCUACUAUUAUUUCGUCCUCAUGGCCAUGGUCGUCUUCCUCGUGCCGUGCGUGGUCAUCGUCGUGGCUUACAUCCUCUUACUCCGCACGCUGCAGAACAACAUAGCCGACAGCACAGCGACGAAGAACCGGCACCGAGCCGUCAUGCUGAUCGUGACGGUGUUGGUGACGUUCCUGGUGUGCUUCAUCCCCAGUAACGUCAUGCUGGUGGUGCACUACUCCCUGCUGAAGGACGGCGUGAUGAACAACGGCUACGGCUUCUACGUCACCACCUUGUGCCUGGCCAGCCUGAACAGCUGCCUGGACCCGUUCAUCUACUACUUCGUGUCGGAGGACUUCAGACAGCACGUGAAGAACACGCUGCUGUGCAGGAGCAGCAGGACCGUGGAGAGGAUGAGGGUCUCGUUCAGCUCCAUGAAGUACUCCAGGAAGAGCAACACCUACACGUCCAGCUCGGGCAAAACGCAGAGCAGCAGCUGCUGACGGCCUCGGGCCGGGCAAAGGACUCGGGUCCUUCUCUUUGUUGAAGAUCGGGCCUUUGCGUCUCAGUGCACUGAACCCCCUUUGUAUUUGACUCGCCCGGUGACAAGUGAGAAAGUGGGCUUCAUAACCAUCUGCUGGACUGGACAUAGGGACGUCUGGCUCACACCAAACACCGAGGUUGCAGUUGUGAGGCAUGGCGGCACAAAGAGGAACCAGUUCCCCACACACAUGUGGGGGGCGUGACACAGGGGUCGCUUAGAUAUCUGGCAUGCUCAGCAAGUUUAAUGCCAGAAUGAUUUUUAGAAUAACCAGUAUUUUAUCACCCACCGUUUGGAAACAACCACGAUCUAUUGUUAUGUUUUUUGUUGCUAUGAUGUGAACAAGGGAAUUAUUGAAUUUGCUAUUGAAUGAACACCAAGACUCGUAAAGCCUGCGCACCAUUUUUGCACGGGCCCUUUUCAAACAUGCCUUAACUGCUGCAAAUGGCUUUUUUUUAUUAUUUUUCAGAUUCAAGUCUAAAAUUGAGUUGAAAAUUACCGAAAAGUUGUGAUUUUGCAUUUGGGCCUGAUGUCGUUAGAGGAAGAUGCUCCAGUGUGCCUACGUGACCUCGAGGACGGCGG